Messenger RNA from Brassica napus (rape), 1932 nucleotides. RefSeq lists its product as uncharacterized. NCBI's taxonomy places the organism in Eukaryota, Viridiplantae, Streptophyta, Magnoliopsida, Brassicales, Brassicaceae. The coding region runs from base 169 to 1932 and encodes 587 amino acids. The transcript has a single exon. The record is from RefSeq and is a predicted model, not a curated record.
AUCUGUUUACAUGGAAACAUGGAGCUGCUUGUUAGUUUAAUUUUCUCUAAACAAUUAUUCCACUUCUCAAGAAGGGAUCAUAAAGAAAGCAAAGUAGAUAAAUGGAUGAAGAUGAUGGAAAGAAGAUCAUAAACGUUUAGAGAUUGAUAACCAGCACAAGUGAAGAACAUGUAUGAUAGAGAAAGACAAAGAUGCCUUCUGUCUCAUCCAGCCUACCCUCGUCAUAACUUGUCCCUUCGCGUCAGCCAUGCCAUUCCCCUCGGCUGCUUUACCUGCGGCCAAAAUUAUACUAUGUUUGCAGAGGAGUACCACUGCGCAACCUGCGGUGUGGAGUUCCACGAUGGUUGCCAUCAGCGUCCGAGGAGAUUCACACAUCCUUAUCAUCUCCAACACCCUCUCACUCUCUUCUAUCGAGGCCCUGAACACGGAACCAACUUCAACCCUUGCGGUCCCAACACAUUUGAUCAAGGGAGGAUUGCACAACCGUUUGCAGAUACUGUUGUGUCUAAAUCGGACAUUGUAUUCGACAAAUGCACUUGGUGUGGAAAAGACUUCCAAGGAGAUUGGUUUUACCGUUGUUUGAUAUGCAGCUUUUGCUUGGAUCUCCCUUGUGCGACAACUCUUCCACCUCUUACUAUUGCAAACCCAAAAGGUCACCACCACUCACUCCUCUUCUUACCUCGACCGUUGUUAGUUCCAUGUGAUGCUUGUGGGUUGGUGAACGCCUUGGAACCAAGUUAUGCAUGUUUCCAGUGUAACUACAUGGUCCACCAUAAAUGUAUAGACUUACCCCGAGUCAUCAAGAUCACGCGUCACCCACAACGUCUCUCUUUUAUUCCAUACCGUUCACCUGUGAUCUCCUUAUGCCGGAUUUGCUAUAAAGAUGUUGACGUCAAAUAUGGGCAGUAUUCUUGUAAAGAUUGUUCUUAUGUAGCUCAUCCUAAGUGUACCACUGAUAAAAACGUUUGGGAUGGGAGGGAACUCGAGUGGGAAGCAGAUGAGUCUGAUGAGAAUGAAGAAGAUAUUGCACCUUUCAAGAAGCUAGGCGAUGGCAUUAUAGAUCAUUUUUGUCAUGAGCAUCAUUUGAAGCACAAUGGUGUUGGAGACACAGAGAAGCAAUGCGAAGCGUGCCUGUUUCCUAUCGUCUCUCCUCAAUUCUAUCACUGCCGUGAAUGCAACUACUCUCUCCACGAGGAGUGUGCUGGUCUUCCUCGGAGACUAGCUCAUGCAUUGCACAACCACACUCUUAUCCUAGACCCUUCUCCCGGUGGAAGCUUUUCUUGUUCAGCUUGUUUCCGAGCAUCCACUGGCUUCCGUUACACAUGCUCUCAAGAAGCUUGCAGAGGUGUUGCGUUAGAUGUUCGAUGCAUCUCGGUUCAAGAGUGUUUCAUCCACAAAAGUCAUGAACAUCAACUUUUCAUCUCCACGUUCUACAGCAACAAGGGUGAGACUCUUUGUAACGGUUGCAAGAAAAGAUGUGUGACGUCUCACCUACAAUGUGCGGAAUGCGAAUUUGCCUUGUGUUACACAUGUGGUACCAUUCCAAAUGAAAUACACUACAGAUUCGACAAGCAUCCACUCACUAUUUCCUAUGGAGAAAGCGCUGAUGAGGACAUGUAUUGGUGCGAGGUGUGUGAGAAACAAUUAGAUCAAAGGGAAUGGUACUACACAUGUAACGAAUGCUGCGUCACUGUCCACCUUGGAUGCGUAUUUGGAUCCUCUUACACUAUGAAACCUGGUUCUAUGUUCCAGCAGAUAGGUGGGAAUGUGAAAGUUAUGCGCAACAGUAUAAGAACUCGUCUGUUCGGUUCCAUCUACUAUGAAGGCUAUUGGUGGAAUAGUAAGUGGAGUUACGACGAUUGCCGUUCUGAAGCAGUUGUUUUUUGCUCUUUAAUAUGUAAGGAAGUAGGGAUGAGAACACCGUUUAUAUGA